AUGCCGUCCGUCCACCUGCUCGACUACGUGGCCGGCAACGUCCGGUCACUCGUCAAUGCCAUCGAGAAAGUCGGCUACAGCGUCGAGUGGAUCCGCUCGCCAGAAGAUGUGCCCAAGGCCGAGAUCCUGAUCAUGCCGGGCGUCGGCCACUUCGGGCACUGCCUCUCCCAGUUCGCCAACGGCGGCUACGUCGAGCCGAUCCGGAAACACGUCGCGGCGGGGAAGCCGUUCAUGGGCAUCUGCGUGGGCUUGCAGGCGCUGCUGGACGGGUCAGAGGAGAGCGCUACGGUUCCCGGGCUGGGUCUGAUCAAGGGCAUGCUGAAGCGCUUCGACGACUCGGACAAGAGCGUGCCGCACAUUGGCUGGAACUCGGCGAACACGUCUUCGCAAGGCGGCGUGACGGGCGAAAGCGUCUACGGCUUGCGCCCGGAUAGCAAGUACUACUACGUGCACUCGUACGCGCUGCCCUACGUCGCGGGCGAGCUCGAGGCGCAGGGCUGGACCGUGGCGACGGCCCGCUACGGCAACGAGGAGUUCGUCGGCGCCCUGGCUAAGGACAACGUGCUGCUCACGCAGUUCCACCCGGAGAAGAGCGGCGCCGCCGGCCUGCGCGUGCUCAAGGCCUUCUGCAGCGGGCAGCGCGUCACUGCUCUCUCCGCCACCCCCUCGGCCGCCGCAUCCCGCGAAGGCCUCACCCGCCGCGUCAUCGCGUGCCUGGACGUGCGCACCAACGACGCCGGCGACCUCGUCGUCACCAAGGGCGACCAGUACGACGUGCGCGAGAAGGACGCGGCGGGCGGCGAGGUGCGCAACCUAGGCAAGCCGGUCGAGAUGGCGCGCAAGUACUACGAGCAGGGCGCCGACGAGGUGACGUUCCUGAACAUCACGUCGUUCCGCAACUGCCCCGUCGCGGACCUGCCCAUGCUCGAGAUCCUGCGCCGCGCCUCCGAGACCGUCUUCGUGCCGCUGACCAUCGGCGGCGGCAUCCGCGACACCGUCGACACCGACGGCACGAAGUUCUCGGCCCUCGACGUCGCGGCGCUGUACUUCAAGUCCGGCGCCGACAAGGUCAGCAUCGGAUCGGAUGCGGUUACGGCGGCAGAGGAGUACUACGCCCGCGGCAAGACGCUGGCCGGCACCACGGCCAUCGAGACGAUUUCGGCGGCCUACGGCGUGCAGGCCGUCGUCGUCAGCGUCGACCCCAAGCGCGUCUACGUCGCAUCCCCGCAGGACACGCCGCACCAUACCAUCAAGACGGCCUUCCCCGGCCCGAAGGGAGAAGAGUACUGCUGGUACCAGUGCACGGUCAAGGGCGGCCGCGAGGCGCGCGACUUCGACGUGCGCCAGCUCGUCCAGGCCGUCGAGGCCAUGGGCGCCGGCGAGAUUCUGCUCAACUGCAUCGACAAGGACGGCUCCAACAGCGGCUUCGAUCUGGAACUGAUCAACGACGUGAAAGCGGCCGUCAAGAUUCCGGUCAUCGCGAGCAGUGGUGCCGGUAACCCUGCGCACUUUGCGGAGGUGUUUGAGAAGACGCCGACGGAUGCGGCGUUGGGGGCUGGGAUGUUCCACCGCGGCGAGUACACUGUGAAGCAGGUUAAGGACCACCUGCAGAAGGAGGGUCUGCUUGUCAGGCAGUUCGAGGAUGAGAUAUAG
Lasiodiplodia theobromae is the source of this 1653-nucleotide messenger RNA. Its product is annotated as Imidazole glycerol phosphate synthase Hishf protein. The transcript is spliced from 3 exons. Gene Ontology annotation, biological process: L-histidine biosynthetic process. Gene Ontology annotation, molecular function: oxo-acid-lyase activity; imidazoleglycerol-phosphate synthase activity. The coding region runs from base 1 to 1653 and encodes 550 amino acids. NCBI's taxonomy places the organism in Eukaryota, Fungi, Ascomycota, Dothideomycetes, Botryosphaeriales, Botryosphaeriaceae. The record is from RefSeq and is a predicted model, not a curated record.